AUCAAAGUUGUAUUUCCAACCAUUCGUUUUCGGUUUGUUUUAAAAACGAGUUUGUAUUGUCGACGUACAGUAUUGCUUUCAUGCUUAAAAGCUGAGCUUAUCCAUGUGUAUGCCUUUGCUGUUUGCUCAUUGACGUCUUCACAAUUCGACUCCUCUUUUGGUGUGACAGUAAGAUUGAUGCGGUGGUCUUCUUGAGAAACUGCUAUUGAGUGGAGGAAAUUGUAAAUUUCCUCCUUCAUAAGCAGACAACACUCCAACCUUUUUGGGUAUCGCUUAAAAAUAUCCAAUGCCCCAAAGCUAUUGUGAAAUUAUGAUGUCUUCAACCUCUAGAUGAUUUUCGUCAUUUUGCAAAUGGACUGGAAUUCAAUAUUACUGGAGAAAAGAUCAAAAGGGAGAGAAGCAGAUCUGAUGGAUUACGGCUCUAAAGGAGGUGUAGAUAGGAUCAGUGGGUUGCCUAACGACAUCCUUUGUCACAUUUUAUCAUUUCUCCCAACUAAAUAUGCUGUAGCUACCAGUGUUUUGUCAACUAGAUGGAAAUAUCUGUGGUCUUCUGUUCCUGUUCUUGACAUUGAUGCUAGCUUUCAUCGAGACUUUUUCUCUUUCCUCAACAUCUAUGGAAGUAAGGAUUCAGAGAUCUCCUUCAAGAGAUUUGUAAAUAGAGUAUUGCUUCUUAAUGAUACUCCUCAUAUCCAAAAAUUCCGUCUCAUUUAUGAGUGUCAUUAUACUGCUGCUCCUAUUCAUACAUGGUUGAAUGUAGCCAUUUCUCGUCAUAUUCUAGAGCUCGAACUUGACUUUUGUCUGUCUGUUCCAAAAGAAUUUAUGAAGUUUCCUAGGAACUUUUUCAUGUCCAACUCACUUGUUGUAUUGAAAUUAUCUCGCAUGCCUAUUAUUGUCCCUUCUGUGGUAUGCUUCCCUAUGCUUAAGGUUCUUGAAAUUAGGAGGGUUUUGUACCUAGAUGACAAGUGUACUCAAAACUUGCUUUUGGGUUGUCAAGUUCUUGAAGAGUUGGUAAUAGAAGAAAUCAUAAGGGAGAGGCCAAGGGUGAUAGAUAUUUCCAUACCUACAUUGAAAAGUUUCUCUUUUAGUUAUAAAUUUGUGACUGAUAUAUCAGUAGAUUGCCCCUAUAAAUUUGUCAUCAAUGCCCCAAACCUUCAGUACUUCCAUGUCAAAGGUCGUAUAUCAGAUGCUUUUGAGGUGAAGAGUUUGGCAUCUUUGAUUGAUGUGCAUCUGGAUCUCCGCGAAACUGCUGUUCUUGCUGAAAACUACAAUGAUUGUCAUCAACGUAUCUGUAAUCUCUUCAAAGGAUUAGUGAACGCCAAGUUCCUUACUUUGUCUAUUGAUGUCGUUCAGUUGUUAUGUGCAGCCACCGCUGAUCCAAAUCUGCCAAGGUUUUACAACAUGAAUACGUUGGCAUUAGGUAUUGGUUUGGAUCUUGAUUUUGGCAGGGAACGGCUUGUGAGUCUUGUGACGGAGUUUAUUAAAUGCUCCCCUGAUUUGGAUGCUCUUACCCUAUAUAAUAAGCAAGGAAUUUUAAGGGACGUAGAAGAAUUGCGCAGGAAUCCGCCUGAGGCUGCGCCUGAUUAUCUGCAAUCUCAUCUGAAGGAUAUUCUCAUUCAGGAGCUGUAUUCUAACUUCCUGCCUGAAGACGUGGAAUAUCUGGUGCAGGAUGUGAAUGUUCUAAAGAGGCUGAAAAUAAAUUGUCAGUGUCCAUUCAUGCUCAAAUGCCAGCUUAAUUAUACUGCACCCGUCGAAUAAGAUUAGCUACUUUUUGGCUUGAAGACCUUUUGAUGAGAAACUUGCAUUUUGUGUUGCUUCUUUUGUUGUAAUUUGGAGAUAUUUAAGUUUGCUGAUAUGAAUUAGCUCAUUCGCCCUGGUUGUAUGGUGUGAAUGUUGAUGGAGUUGCUCAAUGUAUGAUGCAGAACUUUUUUUUUUUUUUUUGAAAGGCAUGAUGCAGAACUUCUUUCUGUAGAAGAUAUUGUUUCCAAUUUCAGAUAUUUUACAUUAAUUGAAAGGAUUAUAAUACAUUGUGUUUAUUUUUCUUAGGUGUUAACUCAUAUAUCACAUGUGCAGUUGCACAGUUUAAAAGUUUGAAUACUUGGUCUAUAGUAAGUUGAAAUCUAAAUAGUUUUUAAAUGAAAGACAUCUUCAUGUAU
Messenger RNA from Chenopodium quinoa (quinoa), 2153 nucleotides. Its product is annotated as F-box protein At4g09920-like. Gene Ontology annotation, molecular function: protein binding. The record is from RefSeq and is a predicted model, not a curated record. The transcript has 4 exons. NCBI's taxonomy places the organism in Eukaryota, Viridiplantae, Streptophyta, Magnoliopsida, Caryophyllales, Amaranthaceae. Bases 331 to 1755 code for a protein of 474 amino acids.